CCCCGCGCGGCGCCGCCCCCUCAGCGGCCACGUUGACAGGGCGGGCGUGGGCCGUGUUCGCCGGGCCGCGUCGGGGUGCGGGACGCUGUGCGGGAGCGGGCCGCUGCCACAGUAAAAAUGUCUUCGCCUCCCAAAGAGAAAGCAGAGACGCGGGCCGGACACCCUCCUGCUGUGAAAGCUGGUGGGAUGCGGAUUGUGCAGAAACACCCACAAAAUUCAGAUGCCAAAGAAGAAAAAGAUAAGGAUGACCAAGACUGGGAAACCAGCAGCCCAACUAAGUCAGCGGUGUUCAUCUCUGGUGUCAUUGCUAGGGGUGAUAAAGACUUCCCUCCAGCUGCAGCUCAGGUGGCUCAUCAGAAACCACAUCCUUCUGUGGAAAAGCUUCCUCACCCGCAGCACGUCAAACAGCACAUCCACCAGCCUCGCAAAUGAGCUCCCUGUCAGGAUCACUGCCAACCUGCUCUCAGUGAAUGUUUUCAGGAGAAGACAAAAACCCUUUAGUAUUCACACUGUCAAAUCUGUAAAAUUGACAUCUAAAAUAAUACACUGUUUCUUUUACUUUAAUUCUGAAGGGUUAAUAAGAAUGAAGACAUUGUUCAGUUGUUAUCCCAGAUGGAAAAUUCUGUAUUGAGUAUUUGCUGAUCAGGGGUGCUUUUUCUAAGAUUUUCUUAUUGCCAAGCUAAAAACUUCAGUAUGAAUAAUAUGAUUAAUGGGCUUAAAAUUUGUGCUUUUAGUUGUGGACUCACAAUAGCAGAUAGUUGAUGUAGUUUUUAUGCUAAGCCAGUAAGGAAGAACAGCCCUUUUGUAUGGUACCUUUACUGUCUGGAGGGAGCUUGUUGGGUGUGUUGAGACAGAAGUCAGUGGAUGCCUUGAUUAUGUAGAACCCUUGCAGCCUUCAGUAUCCUACACUGCUACAACCCAGUGCCCUCUGGAUUCAACCAGGGAGAUGAUGAUAGGGCCCCCAUACAUUCUCAAGUGGGCAGAGAUCCAAUUAAAUCUUCUUUACACUCUUUUGCACUCACACAGUCUUGCUGAGAUUUUUCCCUCUCGUUGUCUGUGGGAAUGAAGAGGAGAGAGAAAUCAGAAUUGUAAGAACACUGCUGUAGAAAACUAAUUUGUAAUCUCAUGGAUCUCACUGGGGGCUGUGUUUUUGAGGUGAUGAUUUCACAUUCCAAUAACAAGCUGAAGGAGUUCAUGACCCUCUGUAUUGAACAUAAAGUAAGUUGGUAAAAAAUCCUUUUUAACUUAGAAUUUGAGAUCACCUUCUGAAAUUAAGAGGUACCAUUAGUAAAUAUGUUUAUGAUCCAAUCUCUUUUGUACAUCUUUUUUUUUCCUAGUCUUCUUAUUCUGAAAUACAGUUGUGAUGUGAGGGAGUAAAAGGAAAGUUUUUCCAAAUAAAGCAAUCAUUUUAUUUUUACCAGAUAAUUAAAUCAUUUGGUUUGUCAGUUCAAAAUCACUUAGCUCUAUCAUUUUCCUUACAUAACUCACCUCUGUAAAAACCAGGAAAAACAUUUUAUACAUGCUACCUAUUUUAAAGUGUUCAUCUGUUUUUAACUGACUAUAAAUACAAUACUGCCUUUGGUAGCCUCAGGGUUUAUAAAGUUUCUAAUGAGGUCAAAAAAGUGGGAGCUAAUGUUGCAGCCAUUCACCUGGCAAAUCAGUGACAUUUUAGGUUCACUUGGGGCUUUACCAGUUCAUUUAUGGUUAAAAAACAAUGAGGAAAGUUUAAAAAUUAUUAUUUUUGAAAAUUCUGCAGAUUUAAUAAGUAUUUCCUGAGUAGCUGAUUUAAAACAACAGCAACAAAGUAAUGGGAAAUAUGGCCCUUCUCACAAGUGGAACAACGCACUUCGUGUGAGUGCGAGGGACCUGACAUUUCCAUCUCUUUGUAGGCUUGAAAUGGCAAUGAUGUUUUACAAAUUAUAUUCAUGUGUCUCUGUUGAGGCAGGAUGGGAAUGAAAGAACAGUCAGAAGACUAGAUAAAGUGAGUUCCAACUGAUUUAUUUCAUCACUGUUUUAUAGAGAGCAUUGUGCAGACUAAUUUCAUUGGUCUUAAAGUAAAAACAUCUCACACCAUUGGUGCUCAGUGAAUGUUGCAUGGUGGCAGAACAUAUCUAUAAACAAUGUGAACCAGAGAGAUAGAGAAUUAUUUACAUUCCUUUGCAAGUCUUUCCCAGGCCCAGCCUGGCAGAAACCUCUCUUUUUCUCUCUGACUGAAUUGAGAAUACCCAUAAUGCAUGGACAUACUUAUUCUAAACCCAAGGAAGGAUGUACAGUCUACAUAUGCAGUCCUUAUUUUCAAUUUGAUUAGAAACCAUACUUGCCUUAAGGAAUGAGUGUUGUUUGUAAGAAUUAUUCUGUAUUAGAAUACACGUAGCUUUUCAAAUCUGCUUUCUCUUUCUGAUGUUGGGACAGCAGAGGCCUUAUUUGUAUCUGCUUAUCAGCAUACAAGUGAUUCACACCUGAGCAACUCAUUCAUAAGGUAGCAUUGGGAGCCUCUUGGAAUCUCUGCAGGAGAUGAUUUGCUGGCAGGAAUGUUUGCAGGCACGGGACAGGAGGCGGCUGGUGGUGCAGCCGUGGCUGCCCGUGUGCUGUGUCAACAAUGGAGCAGAUCAUCACAGUUGCUUCUGGUACCUGCUGGCCUGAGGGGGAGCUGGGUGGGAUUCAGCUCUGCCUCGUGCUGUGCCUGAAGGAGUAUCUAGAGCCUGGUGUUGUCAGUGGUGGUGCAGUCAGGAAUGUCAGCAGAGCUUAGGUAUGGCGUCAUUGACCAAAGGGAAGAGUCUUUCAGGAUGAGCUGGAUCACUCUUGGCUCUACUGGCUGCAGUGGAAAACUAAACCUCAGUGUGGAGGCACAUGGUGAGGUGGGGCUGGGUACCUCUGCUUCAUGUCUUGUAAUAGGUAGAAAUGGUUUUGAAAGCCACACUACAUCUCCAUUCUGACAGUAAAAGUUAGGAGCAUGGAUGCCUUCAAAUUAUAAACUACUGCUCCUGGUUGUUAAUGCAGUAUAUACAUUAGACAAUACCUGAUUUUUGUCUUUGAUUACUUAGAUAGAUAUGAACAUUUUUACAAUGAGAUAUGGCUCUUUAGAUAGCUUUAGUGGUUUUUAGAGGGCAGAAAUUCAUAUAUUAUUAGAAAAUGUUUUUGUAUGAAAGCGAUAUAUUGUUGGGAGGUAUCCAUGUUUAUAUAUAGAUGUCCUUACCAAAGCAUUGCCUUUUCCAAAAUAAUCAUAACUGGUGAGCUGGAUUUCUUACUGAUGGUUAUUGAUACUUUUAAAAUAUGUUGCAAUAGCAUAUCAGCACAGGAGAUGUUCAGAUGUUACCUUGAAAUAGCUGCAAAAGAAAUUUGCUGUAAUUGUCAAUGUGGCAAUAAUGCAACAAUAAAGCAUGAAGUUUA
Messenger RNA from Taeniopygia guttata (zebra finch), 3390 nucleotides. It is a transcript of the gene DAP, whose product is annotated as death associated protein. Gene Ontology annotation, biological process: cellular response to amino acid starvation; negative regulation of autophagy; apoptotic signaling pathway. Lineage: Eukaryota; Metazoa; Chordata; Aves; Passeriformes; Estrildidae. Gene Ontology annotation, molecular function: death domain binding. The record is from RefSeq and is a predicted model, not a curated record.